Molecule: messenger RNA, 1590 nt
Organism: Trypanosoma theileri
Lineage: Eukaryota; Euglenozoa; Kinetoplastea; Trypanosomatida; Trypanosomatidae
Exons: 1
Coding region: 1-1590 (529 amino acids)
Biological process (GO): ubiquitin-dependent protein catabolic process
Cellular component (GO): COP9 signalosome
Source: RefSeq, a predicted model, not a curated record
AUGUUAUCGAGUCUCCUUGCUAAGAUUACAGCAGCCCCGCAGGAUGCAGAUCACUACAACACACUGGAGUCUACAUUAGAGCAGCAUAUGAAUGAACUCAUUACGCAGCAUCAUUUACUUAAAACGCCUCUUAUGGAAUUAAUGAAAUGUGAUAAACAGGCAGCCCAAACAUCUUCACAUGGUUUCGCCAUGGGAUUAACGUAUUUGGCAACCGCUAUUGUUUUAAGUGAAUCUCCGGUGGAAAAUGAAAAUGCCUCUUUAGUACUAAACACAGUGGAGCAUCAUCUUCUCGCACCGGCCUCCACUGCAUAUACACAACUUCGUGGACACCGAUCUACAUUAGAACGCUUUGAAUUGUUACUUCGUGGCUAUAUUGCUCUUCUUGAUAUCUGCGAUGCGGGAAAUUAUAGACGAAAGUUGUAUUAUCUACAUAAGGCCUGUAUUCACUUUACUCCUUCUUCGGAAUCUCUUAGUGUGGCGCAUGCGCUGUUGGUGCGAGAGGCGGCCCGGGCGCAUUGCCCCUCGCCUGCACUUUCUGUGAUGUCUCAGUCGGUGUUGGAUAUCUCGCCUGUUGAUACUGGGGCUGGUGUACAUCACUUUUAUCGAUAUUACUGCGAGGGCGGGAUGUUGUUAGCGGGACUGCAGUGUUGGGAAGAUGCCGCGGCGUGGCUUCGUGCGGUUCUUUUACUCCCACAACGUGCCUUACGUGGGGCGAUGGCUUCGCAAAGAGAUGUAGAGAUGGAUACAUUACUGUUGAGAGCGCGAAAGGCACUUAUUCUAGUUUCUAUUAUUGCCCAUGGGGAGUUCUCAGAUCCGGUGGAUCGAAAGAAAUCUAAACAUAUGAUGCAGCAGUUCCACAGAGACUCCACGGAGCCGUAUCUUCGACUUCUCUCCGCCGCCUCCAGACGAGAUGGGAAGAUGUGGGAAACGGUAGAAAAACACUCAGCGUCUCUUUGGGAAAAGGAUGAAAUGAUGGAACUCGUUGUAGAGGCUGGAGAACGAUUGAAGCGACAUGUAAUUCGUGAUUUGGCAAAGGUAGCGAAUCGUGUCUAUCUCAGAGAUAUUAUCUCUACACUUCACAAACAUGGACUGUCGACUAAAAGUGAGAAGAAAGAGGAGGUGGAUACUGUAAUAGAUCUUCUUUUGAUUAUGCAAGAAGAGGGAGAAGUGCGGGUGAGUCUUGAGCAUAUUCAAUGCCCAGAUGAACAGACCACGGCUGGAGAGGCGGAAAAUGAAAUGGAACUUUCGAAUGUAAAACGUAUAGAAAAAGAAGAAAUCGUGGUUCGAUUGUCUAUACCGUCAGCACGUAUUCCUACAGCACUGGGGAAUUCUCGUAAAGGUGUGGAUGUGCUUUGUUUAUCGGAUGAGGAACGUAAACGAUUUAUACAGGCACAACUCCAUCGUGCAUUGGAGGAACGUAUACAAAGAUGUGAACGGGCCCAUCAGGCAUUAUUGCAGGCGACCGAGUUAACGGCAUUGGGAGAAAAAGAAAUGGGUGAAAGAGGAAAAGGUAUCAUGUAUGGAAGGAAUACACAUUUAUACAAUAAUGAAGAGAUGGAAAACAAUCUCACUCAUGGUGUUUGGUUAUAA